Molecule: messenger RNA, 677 nt
Organism: Cucumis melo (muskmelon)
Lineage: Eukaryota; Viridiplantae; Streptophyta; Magnoliopsida; Cucurbitales; Cucurbitaceae
Product: cysteine-rich and transmembrane domain-containing protein WIH2-like
Exons: 3
Coding region: 132-437 (101 amino acids)
Source: RefSeq, a predicted model, not a curated record
CAACUAGAACUUGUGAGAAGGGGACAUACCCAUUACCCACCACGUUAAGCAAUUGAUCUGCUGUUAUUGUUUUUAUCUUCUUCUUCCAGAUCUCCAAAUUUCUCCAUUUCCAUUUCUAUUCCCAAAGAAUUAUGAGUUACUCUUACGGCUACAACCAUCCUCCGCCGGAAACCUACCCGCCUCCCGGGUACCCUCCACCGCAGCCUGGAUAUCCCGGCCAUCAGCCACCCCCACCGCCGCCGCAUCAAGGCUAUCAAGGCUAUUUCUAUGAUGGGUAUCAGCCAUCGGCGCCCCCGCCUCCUCCUCCUCCACCGCCUUAUCAUCAUCAGCACUAUCACUACGAUGAUCGAAAUGAUUGUUCCUCCUUCCUUCAUGGAUGCUUAGCUACACUUUGUUGUUGUUGUAUGUUGGAGGAGUGCUUGGCCUGCUUCCGAUAGACGAUUGCAAAAUAGUGUUUCUCCUUCAGUCGGUUCAGUGGUGCUGUGUUCAUGUCUUCUAUUAUGCUGUGUUCAUGUCUUCUAUUGUGAACCGACUACUAUUUUCACAUCACUUUGUUAUAUUUGUAGUUUCUGGUUUGUGUGAUUGCAAACUAUCUCUGUAUUGUUUGGUAUCUAAAUGUUCUUAUUUACUUUUAUACAUACCUAAACAAAUAGUAGAUAAUACUAUUAGACUUGGAA